Messenger RNA from Camellia sinensis, 2058 nucleotides. NCBI's taxonomy places the organism in Eukaryota, Viridiplantae, Streptophyta, Magnoliopsida, Ericales, Theaceae. The record is from RefSeq and is a predicted model, not a curated record.
GGUAUUUGCCAUGCAUAUGAAAUGCCACUUUGAUUGUCAAAUUCUAACUUUUUAUGAUCAAAAAACUAAAUGACAAAAAUCUUACUCUAUUUUCAACAGCUAGGUCUAACUUCCUAGAUCGAAAUUUUCUUGAUGAAGACUGGGAUAUAACAUGGAAAAUAGGUCACCUAAAAUGGAUGGCAGUUCUGCUGAUUUUUUGCACCUAGGAAACCAUGAAAUUUCAGACUUCGCUUUUGAAUACCCCUAUUUACAGAAAAUUAGGGUUGCUGAGAAAGUGACAGGCAGAUUCAAUAUCUCAGACUCACCUCCACCAUAUUCCAAGCAAAGAAGAUCAGAGAAUGAUCGUGAUUUUAUAACUCCAGAUGAAACAUGGUAUCCAAUGGGAGGAAGAAAAUGUGAUAUAAGAGAUGUAAUUAACCAACAAGCAUGGUCUUGCUUUGUAACAGAAAAUGCAGAAGAGAGUUUGAGCUGGCUGAGGUUAGAAUUCUUUGGUACUGAUGUUUCUUGUUAUUUCAUUUCUCUUUUACUUUUAUCAUCUAAAAUGAGUACUUUUUGGUUUUCUUUUGUUCCUACUAUUUUGACAGUGAAGAACCAUGCUCUUCGAGUGCAGGUUAUUUUUAUUUCUUGCAAUAGAUGAAUUUUGAUAUUUAAAACUUUUUUUCCCAAUCUUCUAAAAGAAUUUUUUUUUUCCCCACCAACUCAGUAGGCCACUAAUGGGUCACCGUCAGAUUCAGUUGCAAGACGGAACAUAAGAAGAUAUGGCAGGGACAUUAGGAGCCCAGUAAAUAAGUGCAGUGUUGAGAAUAUAUAUGCCACAGAUAGACACUACGAAAAAAGUGAUAAUUUCCAUGAAUGGAAGAAGAUAGAUGAAUCAGGAAAAUUUACGAAAAUGUGUAAUCCAUCAAGUUCAAGCCCAGCCCAUUACUUAAACACUACUUCCCAGAAAAAAUUACGAUCAGAGGACAGUUGUUUGUUCGAGAAAGGAUAUAUUUUCGCUGAUAGGGAUUCAGGAUUCGGUUCAUUUUGCCGAACUUCAGGGGCAAAAAAACGUGCAUCCUCAGGUCCCAUGUGUUGGACUGAAGAUCCCUUUGGUGCAUACCCUCUUCCUGAAUUACAUGCUAAUGCCAAAUCAUCUUUUGCGAGAUCUAUACACAAUGUCCUUCCUAAACUUUCGCCUUCUGGUAGCUUUUCCUUAGAAAAACUUGGAUUUUGCCAACCCUAUAGUAAUGUGCACUCUUAUGAGACUCCUGUUUUCUCAACCAUUGGGUCUGGCCGAUGCAAACCAAAUUUACAUAUGGAUUCCAAUGUUGAAGUUAGACCUCAAGAUUCAUUCCCUGUUUCAGGUUCUUAUCGUGAUGCAGAGUUUCUCCGUGUAUUAGUGGAAGAAAGUGUUCCAAAAAAUGGGGGAAAUAGAUCAGAAAUCCGGCCAACCAACUGCAUGCAAUUUGAGCUAUAGAAAGACAUCGGCAUUGGGAGCAAUGAGUUGUCUUCGGAAAAUGGACAGUCGUUAGAAGCUUCAGGUUCAAAGGACAACUGCAGUGACUGCAAUGAAGCAAAAGGUUUAACUACAGAAUUGGAGGAACGAAAAGCAACCGGAUCUCCUGAACACGCAGAAGAGAUAUCAUCUUCUGUGAAGAUACGUUACAAGUUUGAGGGGAGUAUUGAUGAAAAAGAGUAAGUGAGACAAUUGAAAUAUACUUCUCCACUUUUCAUUCUUAUCUACUGUUGUUAAUGAGGUUUACGGCAUUUGCAGAUGUCACUGUGAUACUCAAAAUUCCGUUCCAUGUCAAAACGGAAGUAUAGGUAGCUUAUACCUUUUUUUCCAUGGCCUUUUUUCUUGAACUACCCUGUGUUUUGACUUCGUUAGUUAUUCCUAUGUUUUGUCGAUUUCUAUAUCUUUAACCUAUGAAGCACGGAUACGGGUAUGAGUACUAGUACUGGUACGAUACGAGUACGUCGAUAUGAUAAAAUUCAAAAAAAAGUAGGGUACAGGUACGGGUACGGCUUAGUACGUUUGUUAAAAAAUAUUUAUUUUUAAUUUAGAGUAAUGCAAAAAUC